Messenger RNA from Onthophagus taurus, 547 nucleotides. The record is from RefSeq and is a predicted model, not a curated record. NCBI's taxonomy places the organism in Eukaryota, Metazoa, Arthropoda, Insecta, Coleoptera, Scarabaeidae.
UUAUUCCGGUUUUUGAUCAGUUCAUAAUCUGUCGUUUUCAUACGCACAUCGUGUAAAUUGUUCUUUUCACAAUGUUGUUAAGAGUUUUAAUUGUUGUCGUCAUGUUUGUGUUAAUCUUCAAUGAAAAUGUCGAGGCUAACAGAAAAUUGGAUCGGCUCAAAGAUAAGAUAAACGAUCGCAUUGAAGACGGGUUAUUUAAGCUGCAUAAAUUGGGGUGCAAAAUUCGCAAACAUAAAGGGUGUGUUGGUCAUCCGAACCACCCAGGAAGUGUUAGUUCUACUUCUAGUUCACCACAAUUAAUAACAACACCAACAACUGUUAAAAUUCCACCUGUUGUUACAAUUAAAGACGAUUAUAAAAUUCACGAAGAUGAUAUACAUCUACCGUAUACGCCGGAUAUAGACAUAAGAAUUGGAGAAUGAUAAUGCACAAUUUGUGUUUUUUUAAGUAUUCUUCAGUUCCUUAAAUCGCAUUAAUUUUUGUCGCUUUGUAUUUUUUUGUAUUUUUUUAUGAUUUGAAAUAAAAAUUUAUUUUAAAACAUUUUCAA